AUGGCCCGUCUCAAUGAAGUCGGACCGAUGUCCGCAGAGGCUGUUGAGAUCCUUCGAAGGAAAAUGAUGCGCCAGAACCGCGACUUGGCCCGGUCAAAUAAUGUCAGAGCGCAACGAGUGCGAGAGCUAGAGAUGGAGAACGCGGAGCUUCUACAGAGCAACGACGACCUGCGGCAACGAAUCCGAGAACUAGAGCGACAGGCAGAGGACUCCGAAGCGCGACGAGUCACAGAUCACACUAUGGGGAUCAAGGCGAAACUCGAAGCACAGCUCGCCGAUCUUGGGAACAUGAUUUCAGAACUGGGCUCUGACCCGCCACGGAAAAAGCGCUCCCCUGGAGCGACGCUUGCUGUCGGCCGACGAACAAGUUUCAGCUACACUAGGCCAAGUCCUUCGCAACGUCGACUUAGAGAAGUCGCACGCGACGUUGAGGAACUGGGUCACAUAUCUGAACACAAAAUGUCGGGUCGUAGGUCUAUGAACCCGGAACAGAUUAUGGCUCUGAGGACGGAAGCAGACUGUUGCGAUCCGUCAGAAUCGCCGGAACUGGGCCCGCCACCAACAUCUGACUUCAUUAGAGCCGAGCCUUUCGGAGACGAUAUACCCCAGGACACACCGACGAAAGGAAUGCCGAGUCCUAGAGGGAUACUGCAGCCAAUCGUUGCCCGGUCGCCGUCGCCAUCGCCGCGGAAAAGGAUGGACCCGUCCGCGUUUGAGUCAAUCACAUCUCCUCCCACGUCGGGGGUGAAACGGAAAUUCGCUUCGCAGCUCGAACCCAUCGACCUGAAGCCUAAGCCUGUGCCUCAAGCGCGAGAGGGCCAAGAAGAAGAUUCUCUGUCCCAAAGCGUCGCCAGCAAGCAGUCCAUCAAAGAAAGGACGCAAAUUAGACCGUUGAAGGAACUCUCAUCGACAGGGAAGGGACCACAACCAGUGUUGUCUUCAGGCAGGAGGCCUCUUGGAGUAAAGAGCACAAACGACGAUGUGGCGUCACCCAAGAAGAGGUCGAGGACGACACCAGUCGACGACGUUUCGGCAGCCAAAGCGAACAUCAACAAGGCGAGGAAAGGGCCCAGCCGCUCCAAGGCCCAGAAAAUCCCACAAGCACCUCCUAUUGCGGAAGUCAAAAUUGAAGCGCAAUCAGACGACGAAAUUAUCGACGACGAACUACCAAAGGCGGAAGUAGCUCCUCAGCCGAUGGGGAAGCCUUGCGAUCUAGGAGCUCCUCUCGUGGAGCCAGAGCUACUCGCACCCAAUUCUCCGGACUCGGCGCCUGCCGUUGACACCACACGAGGUGAUACGCCCCCGCCAGCUGAUAUCAAUUCGCAAGGAGAAGCGUCGCGGCCAAGCAGACGCAGAGGAAGCGUUGUGAGCUACGCAGAGCCAAAUCUAAGAGACAAGAUGCGUCGUCCAGGAAAGCAACUCGUUGACGCGGUCACCUCGCGCCGGUCAAGCCAACAAGAAAUCUUGAUAACCCAGGAGCACGUGAAAGUCAAGCGCGAGUCAACGGAGGCUGGAGCACUUCCAGAUAACUCCUCGAUCAGUGCCAGGGACACGGGAGCACCUGCAAGCCCGACUGUACACGGGACCUCGCCAACAGCCGAACUCCCGAGCUCGGUUGCUACCGAAAGGCGCAAGCGUCCCUCAGCUUCCAUGUUCAAGCUCGCACUCAAUGACGAGGGUGAUGAAGGAACCAAGGGAAGCAGCAAUGAUAGCAAUCCUACAUCCGAUUCGGAUGUGUACGACAUGACAAUGUCGCCCCAGCCAGCGAGAACCAAGCGGAAAGGGGCAAAUCGGGGAACCAAGGGCACACGGCGCUUCUCGAGUGCGACAGGAAGUGACGAUGAGGACAUCGUAUCUCAUGAACGCAGCACAUCGCGCCGCAGAAGCAUGAUGGUGUAA
Molecule: messenger RNA, 1899 nt
Organism: Emericellopsis cladophorae
Lineage: Eukaryota; Fungi; Ascomycota; Sordariomycetes; Hypocreales; Bionectriaceae
Product: Shugoshin-like protein
Exons: 3
Coding region: 1-1899 (632 amino acids)
Biological process (GO): meiotic chromosome segregation
Cellular component (GO): nucleus; chromosome, centromeric region
Source: RefSeq, a predicted model, not a curated record